AUGGUAAUGGUGGCGACGAUCCAGUAUCGGACUGGCCUCACGACUGACCUUACGAAUGACCUUACAAGUGACCUUAGGAGUGACCUUGUGCCAGUGCCAGUGCCCGUGAAGAGGGCCGAUGACCUCCUUUUGGCUUUUAAUUCCACUGGUAUUUUCAAACAAGUUCAGAAGGUUAAUUUUCACAAAAGAAAGUUGAAGGAAUUGAAUAACUGGCACGACUACAAGCUCCGUUGGAACCCCGAUGACUACGGAGGCGUGGAGAUGCUCUACGUCCCCUCGGAGCACAUCUGGCUGCCCGAUAUUGUGCUCUAUAACAACGCCGACGGAAACUACGAAGUGACGCUGAUGACGAAGGCGACGCUGAAGUACACGGGCGAGGUGGUCUGGAAACCCCCGGCGAUUUACAAGUCAUCUUGUGAGAUCGACGUCGAGUGGUUUCCGUUCGACGAGCAAUCUUGCAACAUGAAAUUCGGGUCGUGGACUUAUAACGGAUUGCAGGUCGACCUGAAACACAUAGAGCAGGUGAAAGGCAGCAACAUCGUCCCCAUCGGCAUCAACCUGAGGGAGUUCUACAUGUCUGUGGAGUGGGACAUCCUCGAAGUCCCAGCCAAGAGGAACCAGGAGUAUUUCCCAGGCGCUCCCGAGCCCUAUCCAGAUAUCACGUUCAACCUGACGAUGAGGAGGAAAACCCUGUUCUACACCGUCAACCUCAUCAUCCCCUGCGUCGGCAUCUCAUUCCUCACGGUCCUCGUCUUCUACCUGCCGUCGGACUCGGGAGAGAAGGUGACUCUGUGUAUCUCCAUCCUGCUCUCCCUCACCGUGUUCUUCCUCCUGCUGGCCGAGAUCAUCCCUCCUACGUCCCUCGCCGUGCCUCUGCUGGGGAAGUACCUGCUGUUCACCAUGAUCCUCGUCACCCUCUCCAUCUGCGUCACCGUCGGCGUCCUCAACGUGCACUUCAGGUCGCCGUCAACCCACAAGAUGUCACCUUGGGUCAAGAGAGUGUUUAUCCACAUCAUGCCACGACUGCUUCUCAUGAGACGACCUCAGUACGACCCUCGAGAGCGACAUGUGCGUUCGGCCUCAGAGCAAGAGUAUUUAGAUAGCCUUGGCGACGGUGGUAUCUGUGAUCCUUACAGCGAGACCUUCGUGGAAAUCCGUGGGGAGCGAGGGAGUCUCGGAGGA
Molecule: messenger RNA, 1182 nt
Organism: Penaeus indicus
Lineage: Eukaryota; Metazoa; Arthropoda; Malacostraca; Decapoda; Penaeidae
Product: acetylcholine receptor subunit beta-like 2
Exons: 9
Biological process (GO): regulation of membrane potential; signal transduction; monoatomic ion transmembrane transport
Cellular component (GO): postsynaptic membrane; neuron projection; synapse
Molecular function (GO): transmembrane signaling receptor activity; acetylcholine-gated monoatomic cation-selective channel activity
Source: RefSeq, a predicted model, not a curated record